This is a messenger RNA of Naegleria gruberi, 636 nucleotides long. RefSeq lists its product as uncharacterized. Bases 1 to 636 code for a protein of 211 amino acids. The record is from RefSeq and is a predicted model, not a curated record. Lineage: Eukaryota; Heterolobosea; Eutetramitea; Acrasida; Naegleriidae. The transcript has a single exon.
AUGAAUAGUAGUACUAAUUUACUUAGGGAUAUUUCUACACAUCCAUCAGAAAUAACACAACAACAAGAAUAUAAUUAUCAUACAUCAUCAAAUACUAUUCAUUCUAUGAAUAAUCAUAAACAUAUUCAUCAUGAUAUAACACCAAUAGAUAUACCAUUAGAUGAUUUAAAUAUUAAUACUACUACUAUUAGUACUACUACUUCUACAAGUCCUAAUGAAAUAAUAGAUAACAAUAAUAAUAAUAAUAAUAUAACAAUUAAUACAAUUAAUCAUCAACAACAAAAACAACAACAAGCAACAACAACAAUAAUAAUUCAUCAUCAUUAUCAUCAUUAUGAUAAAAAACAAGAACAAGAACCAAUUAAAUCCAAUGUAACAACAUAUCCACCAUUAUAUUUAACACCAACUAUGGUAAUGGAUAAAAUGAAAAUGGAAGGUAUUAGAAAAUCUAAAUUAACAUUUGAUCAAAUGAUUAUUUUAUCUUUAUUUGCUGGUAUAUUUAAAGGUGUUGGUUGUACAAUGUCUUUAUUAACUGCUGGUAAUUCUGAAUUAUUAGAAAAACAAAUACCUGGUUUACAAAAAUUCUUUUUUGGUGGUAUGUUUUUAAUUAAUUUAAUAAUUUUUAAUUUAAUUUAA